AUGGAAGAAAGUGAUGAACCUGAUCAGCCUGUCUCAGCAGGGAGGCAAGAAAUUCGAAAGAGAAGAAGAACCAGCCAACCAAUGGUAGACAAAUCCCAGCAGACUGAAGUGACAGACAAAAAGAAACACUUGCCGAUACCACAGUCGUCUAGCCCCAAAGCUAUCCUUAGUAUCGGUAAUAUUCCUGGAAGCAAAGUCAACUAUGAGUCUUUUAAAAUAUCUUCUCAGCUUCAGCAAACUUGGACAAAGAGAAAGCGUGUACAAGAUAUGAAUGAUAAAUGUAUACUGACAGACACUACUGAAGAAGAGAAAAAAGAAGAGAUCAGGUCAGUUGGUGCAACGAUGGGACCUGAAGAAAAGCCAGCUGCUGUUAGGGAAGCAGCCCCUGAGUUUCCAGAGAGUGUUCAGGAAGUAGAAAUUCCACCAACCAGAGACUCAAUUCAACUCAAGAGAGACAGAUCUCAGCAGACCAGUUGCAAUGGAGACUGGACAGUGGUUAUCAUUCCUCAAAUACAAAAGGUGGACAAGGAACAGCAGACUUACUUUAGUGAAUUAGAAAUAGUGGCUACUGGAAAGCCAACUAGUUCUUUUUCAAAGUCAGAGGAGGGUGUGCAGAAACGUAAAUCCUCAGGGAAGAUUUUCAUUAGUGAGCAUCCUGAAUUUCAACCCACAACAAGCAACAAAGAAGAAAUUAGGCAGAAAAGUAUCAGCCAAUCUUCAUUUAGUCAACAAAUGAGAAAACCGACUCCAGUACUUUUAGAUGAGCAAGAUGUUCCAGUUGCAGUACAGCCUCCCAGGGCAGAAGAGCCUCUCCCUGCUGAAGAGUUUCCUUCAGAAAAGCCAUCUGCUGAAGUUCAGCCUACAGCAGCUGAAGAGCCUCCUGGAGAGGAGGCCCCAGCUGAAGUUCAGUUUCUGCCAGCUGAAGAGGCCCCUGAAGAAGAAGACUUUGCUAAUGUAGAACCUACCCCUGCUGAAGAGGCCCUUCCAGAAGAGCCUUCUGCUGAAACCAUGGCGGGAGAGGCCCCUGUCAAAGUUCAGCCUCCAGAAAUGGAGGAGGCCUCUGAGGAAGAGGCCCCAGCUGAAGUACAGCCUCCUCCAGCUGAGGAGGUAUCUGCAGAAGGGGCUUUAGCUGAACUUCUGUCUCCACCAGCUGAGGAAGGCCCUGAAGAAGAGGUUUCACCUGAAGUUCAUUUUCUACCAGCAGAGGAGGCCCCUGAAGAAGAGGCCCCAGUUGAAGUUCAUUCUCUACCAGCUGAGGAAGCCCCUGAAGAAGAGGCCCCACCUGAAGUUCAUUUUCUACCAGCAGAGGAGGCCCAUGAAGAGGCCCCAGUUGAAGUUCAUUUUCUACCAGCAGAGGAGGCCCAUGAAGAGGCCCCAGUUGAAGUUCAUUCUCUACCAGCUGAAGAGGCCCCUGAAGAAGAGGCCCCACCUGAAGUUCAUUUUCUACCAGCAGAAGAGGCCCAUGAAGAGGCCCCAGUUGAAGUUCAUUUUCUACCAGCAGAGGAGGCCCAUGAAGAGGCCCCAGUUGAAGUUCAUUCUCUACCAGCUGAAGAGGCCCCUGAAGAAGAAGCCCCAGUUGAAGUUCAUUCUCUACCAGCUGAAGAGGCCCCUGAAGAAGAGGCCCCACCUGAAGUUCAUUUUCUACCAGCAGAAGAGGCCCAUGAAGAGGCCCCAGUUGAAGUUCAUUUUCUACCAGCAGAGGAGGCCCAUGAAGAGGCCCCAGUUGAAGUUCAUUCUCUACCAGCUGAGGAAGCCCCUGAAGAAGAGGCCCCACCUGAAGUUCAUUUUCUACCAGCAGAGGAGGCCCAUGAAGAGGCCCCAGUUGAAGUUCAUUUUCUACCAGCAGAGGAGGCCCAUGAAGAGGCCCCAGUUGAAGUUCAUUCUCUACCAGCUGAAGAGGCCCCUGAAGAAGAGGCCCCACCUGAAGUUCAUUUUCUACCAGCAGAAGAGGCCCAUGAAGAGGCCCCAGUUGAAGUUCAUUUUCUACCAGCAGAGGAGGCCCAUGAAGAGGCCCCAGUUGAAGUUCAUUCUCUACCAGCUGAAGAGGCCCCUGAAGAAGAGGCCCCACCUGAAGUUCAUUUUCUACCAGCAGAGAAGGCCCAUGAAGAGGCCCCAGUUGAAGUUCAUUCUCUACCAGCUGAAGAGGCCCCUGAAGAAGAGGCCCCAGCUGAAAUUCAGGCUCCAUCAUCUGAAGAGCCUACUUCAGUAAUGGUCCUUGAUGACAAACAGCCUCUACCAUAUGAAGAGGCCUCUAUUACACAAAUCUCUACAUAAGAUAGCCCUUAUGAAGUUCAGCCUUCACCAUCUGAACAAACCCAUUCUCUGGUAGAGAAUGUGUCUACUGAAUAUCAAUCUCCCCAGAUGACAGACAUCCCGGUGGUAAAAUUAGAAUCAGUGACUUCAGAAAGUGAACCAAAAUAUGAAAAGCCUGUAGAUCUGGGUCCUGUUUCUGAAGAUUUGUCUAAUAUCAAGAAAGUACAGGUUUUUAUUAUUUAA
Molecule: messenger RNA, 2496 nt
Organism: Rhinolophus ferrumequinum (greater horseshoe bat)
Lineage: Eukaryota; Metazoa; Chordata; Mammalia; Chiroptera; Rhinolophidae
Gene: FSCB
Product: fibrous sheath CABYR binding protein
Exons: 4
Biological process (GO): negative regulation of protein sumoylation
Cellular component (GO): sperm fibrous sheath; sperm principal piece
Molecular function (GO): calcium ion binding
Source: RefSeq, a predicted model, not a curated record